GUGUCCGCUAGUAAAUAAUCAGCGGAUUAACUUCCGCGUCUGUGUGCGCGCGUGCCUGCCGGUACUUCCGCAUCACGUGACUGGUCUCCACUCUGGACUGUGCUUGCUUUAGCGACACACAACAAUGCGAACAUUUCCCGACGAAUUAUCUACUCUCCUUUCAGACCUGGAGGUUUUCCUCUGUGAUGGCCUGAAAGGUGAAAACCUGAGCAAGAAGGCAAAAGAAAAGAGAGAAGCCUUCAUUAAACGUAUAAAAGAGGUUAAACUGGGCUUUCCACAUGAUUUCAAGGAUAAAGCAGGUGGAGAUGACUCGGGUGACGAUGAGGAGGAGGUGGACAGCAGCAACAACGAUGGCGGCUCCCUGCAGUCCGAGCGCACAGACAGGGAGGAAGAGACUUCUGAGGGAUGCCAUCAGUCUCCACCAGUGGCGGCGCAAGACCUGCAGUCUGUCCUUAUGUCAGGAUACCUCGAGAAACGCAGGAAGGAUCACAGUUUUUUCGGCCAGGAGUGGCAGAAGAGAUGGUGCGCCCUUAGCUAUCGCACCUUCUACUAUUACGGUCAUGAGAAAGACAAGCAGCAGAAAGGUGAGUUUGGCAUCGAUGGCUACAAUGUCAAAAUGAACAACGGCUUGCGCAAAGACUCCAAGAAGGACUUUUGUUUUGAAAUCUCCGCUCCAGGCAAGAGAGACUAUCAGUUCUGUGCGUCAUCAGCCAAAGAGGCAAAGGAGUGGGUGAAAUGCAUAGACCUCAUUUUAAAAGACAUGUCUGGUAUCAUCCAAGAAGAGGAGGAGGAGGAGGAAGAAUAUAAAGUGGAAAAUGAUGAGGAACAACUCAUGUACGAUGAUGUUGGACUUGCACCUGAUACUGACAUCUAUGAGGUGCUCCCAGAGACAAGCACAGACUACCAGAACUACUACCAAGGCUUAUGGGACUGCGUAGGGGACCACCCGGAUGAACUGUCUUUCAAACGCGGAGACGCCAUUUACAUACUGAGCAAGGAAUACCAGAACUACGGUUGGUGGGUUGGAGAGAAGAAUGGAAAUAUUGGAAUCGUGCCUAAAGACUACCUGCUGGAGCUCUACGCUUUAUAAAUGCAAGUUGGUUCAGUUUAAAAACAUGCUUAUCAACAUAAAGUCCACUUUGAUCCAAUGCUGUUGCACCAAAAUAUGCUUCUUUUUCUCGUGUAUUUUCUACUAAAAUGUAUUUUGUUAAAAAAAUAGCCCUGAUAAAAUAAAAGUAGAGAAAUGUGUUUUUAGCAUGA
Messenger RNA from Nerophis lumbriciformis (worm pipefish), 1260 nucleotides. RefSeq names its product src kinase associated phosphoprotein 2 (gene skap2). Gene Ontology annotation, cellular component: plasma membrane; cytoplasm. The record is from RefSeq and is a predicted model, not a curated record. Gene Ontology annotation, molecular function: protein binding. NCBI's taxonomy places the organism in Eukaryota, Metazoa, Chordata, Actinopteri, Syngnathiformes, Syngnathidae.